CAUUUACUCACUCUCACUCUGGCUCUCAGUGUCUAUGUCCAGACUGCUGCUUCAGACCUCACCACCCCUUUCCAUUCAGACCAACUUUGAGCCACACUUCUGAGCGUGUGAGCCAGCAUUUCAUCCACAGUCUGCUGUGCACUUUCAGGAGCCUCUUCACGAACAGUGACCAAAAGUGACCAUGGUGAGGAUCAUACUACUGCUACUGGUCACCCUGACGGGCCCUUUCUGUACCUUUACCCAAGCAAGUACUCUGGUGGUGCUAACAAAUACUGAUUCAACUUCAGAACCAAAUCUUGCAUCAGAUCCGCCUGUUUCCACAGCCAAAACAGUGGAACCAGCUCCUCAAGAUGCUGUUUCAACGCCAGAGCCUGCUCCUCAGACUACAAAAGCAGCUGCCUCAACAGAAGUGCCAGCGGUUUCCACAGCAGCACCAAUGAUACGUUCAGAUGCCCCAUUAGCAAUAACAACCCCAACAGAUACAGCACAAUCAACAGAAGCUGGACCUAAAGGGACAGCCGGCCCUGAAGCCACUGUCAUUGCAAGAACAGAAGAAGCUAGGAAAACUGAAGAAACAAAAUCAGAGACAGCAGAUAAAGAGGAGGAUGAAGGUAUGGCCACAGGACAGUUGGUGGGGAUCGUAAUCGGUGCAUUGAUCCUAGGGAUUAUUGUCAUUGCUGUGAUCAUCUUGGUGGUCAGAAGAAUGGGCCAAUACUCCCCCUGAAAAGAAAGGCACGACAGGAAGAGAAGAAGAAGAAGAAGAAAUCCGGGAAGUUCUGAACUAUUGUUCUGAUGUCAAAAUCAAUGCAAGCAGCACUCUCACCAUCCAUCCAGGACUGUACGGGGAGCAGGAGAGUGUCCCAUCCCCUGUCCCAUUAAAAAAAGAUGCCCUCCCACAUAUACGCCAUCCCAGUGCCCACAAGUCCCUUUAUUUAGCAUGAAAAGUCUCAUUUAUCCCAACACUGGGAGGCCACAGGUAGUUACAGUAUCUUUUUUUAAUGCAUAUUAGUGUAACAGGAGAAUAAAUGAAUGUUGAAUUUGUGAAGGGCCUAAUAAACAAAAACAAAAAACAGCUGCCCAUGCAAGCAAAAGCUUGUAUGUUUUUAUUCCACUGAGUGUAAAAAUCAUACAGAAAAAAAAAAUAAUUUUUCUUUUCCCCAUUCUACAGAUGUGUCCAAUAGGACUAUGACGCAUUAUGAACAGUCUAUGAACUGUCAUAAGCAGAUGCUGAGGACACAUUCUGUUCUCAAGAUGUGUAAGCGGCAUUAACUAAGAAAUAUUCUUUUUAAUUAUGAGUUAAGGGGAGCAGCACACAAUAAGUGCUUGAGAUUUACUUGUUUGAAGUGCAUUAAUACUGAGUGCCGGACUGUGCUGUUCUUAACUGUCACCCAUUCCAAAAGUGACAUCAUUUCCUCUGGAACGCAUAAAUUAUUGUGUGUUCCAAUCCGCUUAGCUCCAGCGCAUAGCUGCUAUUGGCAUGCAUCUUUAAAAUCCUGAUGUUCCUCAGCCUGACUACAUCAUUUUAACAGCAUACAGACAUUUUGCAUGGUAUAUUUGAGUUGUUUGCAUUUCUUUUUGUAAGUGUUGGGGUUUGCGUUUCUUUCUCGAUAGCAUUGCUAUCCUGGGCUUUGCUUUACGAGAUCAGUAUUAGGUGCACUGAAUUAUGAAGAAUACAUUUAUAUUGACAAGACACUGCAGUUGUUUGCAACGAUAUUUUGUGGUUUUGGCUUGCCAGAUUCCUCUUUAUUUUCUGUUAUUCCAUCAUCUCAUUUUGCCAUUUGAUGUCAGAAUACAGUUUGUCUUUGUGUAUUGUUUUUUUUUUCUUUCUUAUUGUUCAAUCAGUUUCAAUAAAAAUGUUCAAAAGUA
Messenger RNA from Carassius auratus (goldfish), 1866 nucleotides. RefSeq names its product proline-rich receptor-like protein kinase PERK1. Gene Ontology annotation, biological process: signal transduction; cell migration; cell adhesion. The transcript has 4 exons. The record is from RefSeq and is a predicted model, not a curated record. The coding region runs from base 182 to 724 and encodes 180 amino acids. Lineage: Eukaryota; Metazoa; Chordata; Actinopteri; Cypriniformes; Cyprinidae.